UCUCGCACUGUUCAACGGAAUCGCAGAAUCGUUCGGGACGAGGAAGGCAUGGGCGUGGGCACGACUGGAUCGCGUCUCGAAGAAGGCGAGGAAAUCGGCGGAGGAGGAGAAGGGGAUUCGAGAGUUCAGAGAAAUUGGAUUGGAGAAUUUGAGAGAAUUGAGGAAGAAAGGGAAGGAGGAGACGAGAAUGGCGAUGAAGAAGAUGAGAGAUUUGGAGGAUUGGAUCGGCGACAUAGAAACUCGAAGCCAGAGAGUGUUCAGAAGCUUGAUCAGUGCCAGAGUUUCGCUGCUAAACGCUCUGUCCCAGCAGCAACCACUGCAAAAAUAGGGCAGAAAAUUAUACGAAAUUAUACUAAUUAUUAAAUUUGUACAUGAUUUAGAGAUUUUUAUUCCUUUUUUUAAGAAAAAAGAAGGAAAACUUCGUGGUGUUAAAAAUUUAGAAAAAUAACAUACAAUUAUAAGGUGUGUACUGUACAGCUGAGUUGGUUUUGAUGAAAAUAUAUUUGAGGAUGGAAUCUUGGAAGUGUGUA
This is a messenger RNA of Momordica charantia (bitter melon), 530 nucleotides long. Its product is annotated as DUF241 domain protein (DUF241). The record is from RefSeq and is a predicted model, not a curated record. Gene Ontology annotation, biological process: root development; shoot system development. Lineage: Eukaryota; Viridiplantae; Streptophyta; Magnoliopsida; Cucurbitales; Cucurbitaceae.